Molecule: messenger RNA, 11979 nt
Organism: Mesorhabditis spiculigera
Lineage: Eukaryota; Metazoa; Nematoda; Chromadorea; Rhabditida; Rhabditidae
Source: the annotation of a GenBank genome assembly
AUGAACACUACGCAACGCUCCGAUGACACUGAUCAUCUACCGAAUCCUGAAGAUCUGCUCCCCUCCACCUCAUCCCCAGAAUUCCGUGUGCAUGACGUGAAUGUUGUGAUACCUUCAGAUAAGCCCCACCAAACUAACCCACCCGAGCCUCAAAAAAUCCUGUCUACAACCCAGGACGACCCGAUACAACUUACGGACGACAACACCACCCCAGCUGACGAUGCCCAGAUCCCAUUCCCCGCCUCAGCCCGGUCAAUCCGGAUCGAUACUCUGGACAACGGGGGAAAUGUGCUAGGCCACGCCCCCAUCCCGGGCCCUUGUCCCGGCCCAGGUUCCCCAAAGGCCGAGCCGAUCCUUGGCCGGCUUCUCCUAUUCUUCACCGAGCUGAAGAUGCACAACCCCAGCCGUCAUCGCGAAGCCGUCGAGCGAUUGAGGCAACUGGAGGAGGAGCUGCGGGAGUCGGGAGCUGUCUGUCCCCCAGAUCCGGCUGUGGCGGAUGCGGUGGCGCGAGCGCUGGCAGCUGCUGCACCCGGACAUGACAUUCAAAUCCGGGUCAACCAGAGCCGACACACGACGACGACAAAGACGGUGUACGAGACGGAGACGCCGGGAAUGGUCGGACUAUCGCCGGAUCACAUCCGAAGCCUUCAUCGGCAAAUGUUGGACAGUCUCGUGACCGGCAAUGGAAGCGACGCCCAUGCGGAAUCAGGCACUACCCAAAAGAAGGAGACGGCCGAGGAGGGCUUCACCGAUGAAGACGGAGCCCUGGUUGUCAGCAAACGGAUGACACGGCUUGUGACGACUACAAGAAGUGCACUACCUGGAGAAGCCGAGCCAGCACCUGAUUCACCUGUCGAAUCGAUGGGUUCGGUGAAGGAUCGAAUUGCCGCGUUCGAGUCGAUCGCCCGUGAUCAACCACCAACCCCGCCACGAGACGAACAAGCCGGCCAUGCCCCAGUCGCCGCCCCACGCAGAACCUCCGCCGCAACCCAUGAGACAUCUGAGGAGGAGGUCGAGGAAGAGGAUGAGCAUGGCAAUGUCCGGAAGGUCAUCCGGAAGAAGCGCAUCACGGAGAAGUACACGAGAACUGAAUUCCACAUCCCAAGAAGGGAGGGUGAUGCUGAGGAGGAGCCGGAGGUCGAGCAAUACCGACGCACGGCAUCUGAACUAUCUGGAGGUGAACAUCGGCCCGCUGCAGCUAGCCGUCAGGAAUCUGAAAUUUCACGACGAGCUUCUGAAGCUGAACGACGCCUAUCCGAAGAUCAACAGCAACUCUCUCCGGCUAGCCGUCAAGCUUCUGAGGCGUCACGACGAGCGUCUGAAGCCGAACAUCAGCCCUUCCCUGUCCCAGCUAGCCGUCAAGAUUCAGAAGCAUCACGACGUGCUUCUCAAGCUGAAGGACGUUUAUCUGAAGCUGAACACCAACCUCUGCCAGCCAGCCGUCAAGCUUCUGAAGCCUCAAGACGAGCUUCCGAAGCCGAAACCCCAGCCAGCCGAGCCUCCACCCAGCUCUCAGAAACCAGACCAGAAUCCCCAGAAGAUGAACAUCUCCGACGCUCCAUGGCCGAAUCCCAUGCUAGCCAAUAUUCUGAGAAGAGCCGCCCCUCCGACGCCAAGCCCGAAUCCCCGGAACUCUCCAGGAGAACAUCAGCCUCCAAGGCCGAGUCCUGGGUCAGCGAGGAGAAGGAGACCGAAAAGCCCGAAUUCACCGGGGUCGAACCCGCCGAAGUGCACGCCCGGCGGCCGUCCGUUGAGGAAGCAACAAAGAGCGUGGAAGAAGUUGUUGCUCAAGCCUCUGCCCCGAUUGAGUCUUCGGAGGAGGAGGUCGAAGAGGAGGACGAGCAUGGCAACGUUCGGAGAGUAAUCAGGAAGAAGCGCAUCAUGGAGAAGUACACCAGGACUGAAUUCCACAUCCCCAGAAGGGAAGGUGAGGCUGAGGACGAGCCGGAAGCAGUGACACGUCCUGAAUCCGUGGAGCAACAUGCGCGUACGGAAUCUGAAAAUGAGGGUGAACAUCGACCUACUCCGGCUAGUCGUCAGGAUUCUGAAGCAUCACGACGCGCUCAUGAAGCUGAACAUCACCUGUCUGAGGAUGAACACCGACCCUCUCCAGCCCCAGCCAGUCGCCAAGCCUCUGAAGCCUCACGACGUGCUUCCGAAGCGGAAAGCCACACUUCUGGAACUCAUGCCCCGGAAGCUGAAACUCAAAAAGAACGACGAGAUUCUGAAGCGUCAUCUAGAGAUCAGAAGCUUGUUGAACAUCCCCACCAUCUAGAAGAUGUUCAAGAAAAGCCUGAUCGUCCCGCCGAGCUGUCCUACACUGCUGAAGCCCCGAAAGAUAUCGAAACCCCAAUGCUCGAAGCUAGCCCGGAAACUCAGCAAUAUGAGGACGAGAUCAAGAAGGCCGAGAUCCGCACGACUCCACCAAGCGCCCACUCCCCAAUCGGAUCCUCGGAAGAGGAGGUCGAGGAAGAGGACGAGCACGGAAACAUCAGACGGGUACGACGGCACAUUAAGGAGACACACACGCGCACCGAGUACCACAUCGAGAGCCGUGAAGAACCGGCCGAACAUCUUGAGGAAGUACAAGAUCACUCGAAGGCCGCUGAACUUCAUCGGCAUGAGGAGCCGCUGGCCGUGGAAACGGACGAGCCGGUGAAGACGGCCGAGCUCAGAAGUACUCCCCCAGGGAAGCGAUCGCCCAUCGAUUCUGAUGAAGAAGGGUUCGGAGACAAGGUGAAGAAGGCCGGGAUGGUGGUCGGAGGGAUUGUGGCUGCACCUGUUGCUCUCGCUGCCUACGGGGUCAAGGAAGCAUAUGAUAGGUUGAAGGGCGACAAGGAGGAGAAAGAGGAGCACGUGCAUGUGGUUGAACAGCCUGAAGAGGCCCGAUAUCACGAGGAGCAUCAGGAAGUCGAGGAAAGCCCACGCCAAAGAAGUUCAAUGGCUGAGAGCGAUGCGUCAAUGACUAGAAGCCACGAGCAGGAGUCGUUCGCUAGAAGCCAGAUGGAAUCACCGGAAGCAGAAGCGGCUCAAAGCUCGGCGUACAGCUUGGAGACCGAAGAAGUACAUCACCACGAAGCACCACAGGUUGAAGCCGAACACCAAGGACGCAUCCUCCCCGCGACCGAUGAGGAACUUCGCUACGAGUACGAGCAGUACCACCCCUACUCAGACAGCCCGGCGAGGCAAGAGCAGAUCAGCUACGAACCGACCGAAUUUGAUGCCGAAGAACAAGCCGUUCAUGAACACGAUGAGCAUCAACUCCCGGUCCACGACGCACAACACGAAGAAGUUCAGCAACAAAAGGUUGAGCACGCUGAAUCGCCUAUUGAUAAGGCGCCGUCUGGAGAUGAAGCCAAUGUCCCGGAAGCGCAACUUGGAGACGAACAACCCCAAAUGGUCGACGAGGAACUGCGCUACGAGUACGAGCAGUACCAUCAUUACGAGCCCGAAAGCCCGCAACAGUUCAAGGAAGAACACGCCGGAGCAUCAGAAGAUGAACAUCGAGUUGAACCUGAAAAAACGGAAGUGGGAGAAGAACACCAUCACGAAGAAUAUGAAGAAGUUCUAAGCCCCGGCGAAGAGCUCGAACGGACCCAGGAGCUCGAGACGGUACGACCAGCAUCGCCGGCUCAAGAAGAGGAGCACCCUCAACAAGUCGUAGACGACGAGCUGCGCUACGAGUAUGAGCAGUACCAUCCAUACCCCGAAGCUGAUCAAGCAUCCCAACAAGCUGAGCACUACCUCGAGGAAUACUCUCCCCGCCGAGAAGAUAUUCCCAUCAUCCGCCAACGCUCACCAACCCCAGAGGAGCCUGAACUCCCCGAAGACACCGCCAGCGUGAAAAGCCUGAGCUCGCAAGUUGGAAUCCAGGAAGAAGAGCAGGCUUCUGAAGCUCAGCCUGUUGCUGGAACUGAGCAGCCAGAAGAGGUUGUCUAUCUCAAGGAGGUCGUUGAGGAGCCGGUGGAUCAAGAGGUUCCGGAGGAAUCGGCAAGCGUCAAAAGCCUGAACUCACAGGUUGAAGACGUCGAGCCUAUCGUAGAGCACGAAGAAACUUCUCACACCUUUGAACAACCAGAAGAGAUUGUGUAUCUCAAGGAGGUUGAAGCGGAAGUUGAAGAGCAGCCAGCAUCUCCUCAAUCUGUGAUGGAUUCGGAGGAAGAAGCACAUGAAGCUCCCACCAGCCAAGAAACCCGGAAACCGUCUGCGCCAGAAUUCGAAGCUGACUUCGAGACUUCUAAAGGAGAAGUUCCGGAUUCUGAAGCUGGGAAGCACCAUGAGCAAGAACCGGAAGGUGAUUACGAGUACCAAGAACCUGAACCUGAUGCGACAUCACCCAUUCCCUCUGGCGAGGAGAAGAGAAAUGAAGCUUCGGAGCAGGAUCAGACUCCCUCUGAAGUCUAUUCAGAAGAGCACCGUCGUGAAUCUAACACAUCUGAGCGCUUUGCCGUACACCCUGAAGUUGCCGAGGCCGCUGCAGAAGCCGAAUUCCCGGCAUCACCAAGAAGUUCGCUGGCCGGUGAAGAACAUCAUGUUCAAUCCGCGGAGUAUGAGCGAGAGGUUCCAUCUGAAGUUGAUGCUGAACAUGUGGAGCAUCGUGAACUCCAUGAAGAAACUCCUGCUAGUCCGGCGACGGAAACGGAAAGGAAGUCGUCGGCUUACGAGGAGGACGAAGAUAUUCAAGCGUCCCCGGCAAUUGAAGUCACUCAAUUCGAGGAGGAGAAGUCGAAGGAGUACUACGUCGAUCCGGAAGUGCCCGACUUUGGGCCUUAUGGGGAACCUGUGGAUGGAUAUCCGGCGACGGAGAGAAGUGCACAAGUUGCACCACAUCAAGAAGCUCAUGAGAUCGCUGAAGCUCAUCCUGAACUUGACGAACACGCUGAUGAGCCCCUACCGGAAGCCCAUCCGGCAGAAUCCGUACCGCAGACACCAACCAGCCCGUUUGAAGCUGAUCGGUCGUCUCCAAUUGUCGAGAGCCAGGGCAACUUCGUAGAGAAGGAGACAUACCCGGAUGAGCACUACGAGUACGAGACGUACCGCCCGCCAACAGGGGGAUAUGAAGCUCAGGCUCAAGAGCAUCAACAACCCGAGACCCCGCUUUCCGAAAGAUCCGUACAGGGUUCCCACCACGACACCAAACGCUCCUCGAUCGCGGAAGCAUCAGAGAAGCUGGUGGCUGAGGUCCUAGAUGACGCAGAGGCGGAAGCAAUCGAAGAAAGCUAUCAAGAGCGAGAAUACCGGGAUCACGAAGAACCACCCCAAGAACAGUUCGAAGGGGUACCGGCCAGAAGGAAGUCCGAGGUACAGCACGAAUCCUUUGACGAAAGCCGGGAUGCUGAGCAACAGCAAUAUCAGCACGAUGUCAUUCACGAAUCCCCGGAAGUCGAAGCUUUUGAGGAGCAUGGGCACGAAGUUCCUGCAAGCCCCAAAGAGGGUCAAGAACCAAGAUUCGAGACUGAAGACGUGAUGGAACGCGAAAGUCAGCGUUCUGGAAGUCUUGAAGAAGUUCACCAAGAGGAAGAAACCCGUCAACAAACUCCCGCAAGAUCGUCGAUUGCUGAAAGCCCGAUCCAAAGUGAGCAUGAGGUGGUUCCAGAACACCUGCAGCUUGGAGAACGAGAGCAUGAAGUUGAACAGCCACAACCUACACCAUCUGAAAGUGGCUUAGAGCCGGCGGAAACUGCGGCAAGAGGCGACUCUCCCGUUACUCAACGACACGAAGCAGCAUAUGAUCAUCAUGAAGAGCCAACCUUCGUGCAGGAAUCAGCCCUACAAGAAGCACACGACGUCCACCCCGAACACUUUGAAGCUCAACUGGCCCAGAGCCAAGUUGAGAAAGCGGUUCUCGAAGCCCAACCACCCAGCUAUGAAGAGAGCGAACGACUUGAAGACGUCGCCAGCGCCCCGACGACACCACGGAGCACCGAUCUCCAUGCAAUGGAGGAGAGCAAGUAUCAGACUUAUGAAGACUUGUCGAGAACGUCGGAUGAGGAGGGUGAGCGGGAGGAUGCUGAUGCGAUUGAGCAAGAGGGAAAGCCACCGACCUACGAAGAAUCCGAGGCGACGCACGACACCGAACCGGUGCAGGUCAGAGUGGAAGCCGUAGAGCCCGAACCCGAAUCGCAGUUCGAAGAGGAGGACCGGAACUUUGGAGCUGAGACGAGAACACCACCUGCCAGCCCGGUACCGGAGUACGAUGCGCCGGUCAUUGAGAGCGAGGAGUACCAGCUUGAGCAGUAUCAGCCAGAAGCUGAAGCUGACUUUGAACGAGCCAUCUCCCCGGCUGACAGCUAUGAAAUGGCAAAGCAAGCCCGGGAAGCUGAUGAGCAACGAGGGCAGGAGAGCCCAAAGUCCACAGACUCGAGGGUCGAAUUUGAGGCUGAUGUCAAGGCUGAAGUCCACUCGACGGCAGGCAGCCCGAUCUCCCAGGGAGAUGCGGCUGAACGGGUUGAAGUCGGUGAUCAAGUUUAUCAGCGACCUACCUCUCCGGCCGACAGCUUUGAGAUGGAGGAAGAACAAAGGGAGCUCGGCAAGCAGUCGGAUGAGGAGAGCCCGAGGUCAACGGACUCGAGGGUCGAGUAUGGCGUUGAAGAGGAGCAUCAACGUGAGGAACUUGCUUCAAGGAGUCCUGAAGUCGCUGGUUUUGAAGUCCAGGAACAUGAGGACGCACCGAGUCCAGCUGCUGCUCAAAAACCGCACAUUGAGCACGAACAUCGCCAUGUCGUUGAAAGUGAGGAAUACCAAUUUGAGCAUGAGGCAAAACACGAAACUACCGAGUCCCCUAGCCACCACCAGGAGCGAUCCAUUGAGGAGACGAGGCCCCGCCUCCAUCGCCCGGACUCACUUGACGUCGAACCGCUAGAAGUCCAGGAAGAGCGUGACGUUGGUGAACUCCUUCGGGAGCACGAGCCUCCCACAACCCCAUCUGUGGAAGAGGUGUCGAUGCCAGGAGAGGAAGCGGCUGUUAUCGAAUCCCAUGGAUAUGAUGCUGGACUGGAUGAAGAAUCGCACCCUGAGUCUCCAGAAAGUGAGGCCGACCUUGGCGGUCAUGCCGAAGAGGGACGCUCGCCUUCGGUAGAUGAACAUCAUCGUGAAGUUCAUGAAGCUGCUCCUGCCUCUCCGUUGGCCGGCAGUCCGAAGCCAGAGGAGCAAUUGUACCACGUGGAGCAAGAGAGGAGGAUUGGGUUUGAUCACGUUCAAGAGGAGUCUGAACGCUUUGAAGAAUCACAUCUGACCGACACGCAUGUAAAUGAGCAUCAUCUACGCCAGGAACGUGAAGCUGGGGUUGAGGAGCACCAGGAAAGACCUGAAUCUCCUGUCGAAUCUGACAAACCCUCUGUACUUCAUGAGGAAGAACAUCAUCUGCGCCAAGAACGUGAAGUUGGUUUUGAAGAGCAUCAGCAGAGACCUGAGUUUUUGGCCGACUCCGACAACCACUCCCAACGCCACGAAGAGCCUCAGCUCGAAUCCCCAGCCACUAGCGGUCCGCAAUCAAGAACUUCUGGAAGAGCCGAAAGCAUCGAGUCGCCUGCGCAAAGGACCUCACGCCCGGAUUCAGGCUCCGAAUUCCGCCAGGAGUUUGACAGUGAGCAAUAUCAGCUUGAACACCCAGAGGAGGCGAAAUACCAUCAGCAUGAGAUGGAGCCGGAAUCUUCAGGGCAGACCCAGGAAAGAGAGGAUGCGUUUGAUGAAGCCCAACACUAUGAGAAACCGACUGAAGUCCAUGGACAACAUUUGCGUCAUGAGAGCGUCGGCGGCUUUGUGGUGAGCGAGGAGAGGCCGGAUGAGGCUGAACGACAAAGCUCACGCGUUUCUGAAGAUUAUCCGGAAGCUGGAAGCCGAAAGGAUUCUCAUACUUCACAACCAGCUGGAUACUUCGCCGAAAGUCCGAUCAUACAUUCCGACGAGUACAGGGUUGAUGAUGAUGUCCAAGCCGUGGCUGAAGAUCAACCGUAUUCAGAAUCCCCACGUCGGGAGUCAAUCUCAGCACUUUCUGAAGAGGAAAAAGCAUCCUCCCCGCAACCAUUUGAACACCACGAGCACGUCGAGCAUACUCCAGAAUCUGCCAGAAUCUCCCACGAGGAACAGAUAGUCGAAUCUGAACAAGCCCAAAGCCCCGGAGACGGCUACAUCAUCCCCAGCGACGACUACGAGGCGUAUGAAGAGCGUACACAGAGCCCGGUCACUACGUUGCACGAGAUUCGCGAGGAGUCCAUGGAAGAACACGAUGAAGCUCACUUUGACGAGCCGGCUCGCCCAUCAAUUCCGUUGUCCGAAUCCCCAGAGGAGCUUGAGAAGAUCGAGCUCCAUUCCUCGCCAAAAACGGAAGGAUAUGCUCACUUUAUUGAGGAGAAGCCACUCGCCCAAGAGGUUCAGGAACAAGAAGAACGUGUAGAACAUUCAGUCCCUGAGACCAAGGACCCAGAGUUCUAUCAAGAGCAAGCCACCCACAAGCCCGACUCAGAAUCCGAGGGAGAAGAGCUUGAACAUCGCGAGGGUGAGGCCUUCAUCGGCGAGUACAAGUCGGAGAAGAAGGGGCUCGGCUCGAAGGUGUUGGGCUUUGCCAAGAAGGCCGGCAUGGUGGCUGGAGGUGUAGUUGCUGCGCCGGUGGCCCUAGCUGCAUACGGCGUCAAGGGAGCUGUGGAGUCACUUCAGAGGAGAGGCUCCAAGGGAGAGUAUCAAGCUGUGGCCACGGAAGACCCAGAAUAUCUGGUCCAUUCCGAAUCUUACAGCCCGGCUGAGGAGGAGCGGACAAACUUUGAGCGCGAAGACUUGGCAGAAGAGACCGCGGGACGUCAAUAUUCUGAUGAGACGUUUGAGGAAGAACAUCGAAAAGUAGAAGAGCAAGAACCUACUCAAGAACAAGCCCGACUCGAACCAAUGCAAGAAGAAACCGCCACGAUCCGUGCAUCCGAAAAACCGCACGUCAUCCAGUCGGAGAGCUAUGAACAUGAGGAGCAGUUCGAGGCCCCGAAAGACGAGUACGUCAUCCAUACCGAAGAACACCACCAAGAAGCUGAUCAGCACCCUGAAGAUAGCUUUGAACAAGUUGAAGCCGAGAGAGAAGAAAAACCGGCGUCCCCAGCGGUUGAAGAUCACCAGAACUCCCAUCUAAUCCAGUCCGACGAGUACGAGCUGGUCGAGGGCCAACCCGAAGAACAGCACCUCGACGUCGACGAGUACGAAAUUGUUCACAGCCCAGAAGAACGAGAAGAUGUGCCCCCCGCAUCGCCUGGCAAGCAAUCCGAGCACGCAUCAUCACCCGAAGAUGACCAUAGAGCGAUUGCUGGCGAUGAGGAGGCCGAGAUUGACGAGAUCUCGCUGCGGCUGGCCGUCGAAGCGGUCGGCCAGGCGGCACAUCAACUGUCUGAGCAGAUGACGUUGGAGGUGACACCGAGGAGCCCGACAGUCACAGACCGUUCGAAUGUCGAUUCGGAGAAUAUUAGCAUGGAUCAGAGAGGGAUCGAGGAGGAGGAGAAGUCGAGCUUUGAGGAGCACCAACAAUCUCCGACGGCUCCGUCAAGCACUGAAAGAUCAGUCAUUGAAUCUGAGGCCUACCGUGGGCGUGAUUAUGAAACCGAAGAGCCUGAAUCUCAGGAAGGGACCUAUCGAGACACCGAGGCACGAUAUGAAUCAGACGAGAAAGUGCUGCAACACGAGGAGACCCCGACGACACCACCGAGUACGGAUCGGGAUCGUUUUGGGGAUUAUGUCACGGAGGAACAGACGCACCGGGAUUCUGAAGUGAAGGUCACUGAAGAACAAGCCACCCCUUCAACCCCAUCAAGUGCUGUCAUCGAAUCAGAAUCCUACGAUCGCCCGGAAGAACCCCCUCAAGACGAUGAAGACGACGAAUACGACGCUGUAAGCCCGGUACCAUCUUCGGCCCGAUCUCAAAAACAGCUCCUGAAGCAAGAAUCCUGGUAUGAGAAAGCCGUGGAGCCUGAGGUCGACUACCAAUCCGACCUCCAAGAAAAGCUCGACAUCCUCGCGGCACAGAAUCGCGAAGAACUACCGGGACCCGAUGAGGAGGACAACAUCAGGGAGGAGGACGACCGCACAAUCCCCAGCGAGGAAUCGCUGAACAGAAUGGCCUCCGAUAUGGUGCGAAACGUGUUGGAGACGGUGGAAGAGGAGACCCAUCAACAUUCCGAUGAAUAUGGAGACUAUCAGAUGAUUGGGCACCCGGGGGUUCAUACUCUGAGGACGACGAUUGACAUCAUCUCGGACUCGGCGCGAACCACUCCCGAUGUGGCACUGCGGUAUGGAGAUGAUCGUGAGGAGACACCGCCUUCGGCUAACGCUUCAGGAAUGUUGUACAUACCCGAAGCGGACCCGGGAAGACCUGUAUCCCCCAUCCCACCCACCCGCACCGACUCCGGGCUUCUCAUUGGCCUCAAACAACCCGAGGACACCAUCGUCUUCGAGCAGUGCAUGACGCCCGACAUUCUCGAGCAGCCCAGCAGCGUCAACCCGUUGUUGAAGAAGGCCAUGGUCGAGUCGAUCCAGCUCAAGGGUCUCGAGAUCCCCAAGAAGGUCGAGGCAACUUUUGAGGAGAAGGAGCAACAGCAGCAGCUCGAGUCUCCAAAGCAAGAAGAGAGAUACCAGUGGUCUUCCGAAUCCCUUGAUCACGGCUCAGUGAAGAGCCACGGCAGCAGCGCCGGCAAGCGGUACAGCACGUCGAGGAGGAGCAGUGGAGAGCUCUCUUCUCAACCGGCUGACGCUUCGCCGCACGAGCGGCGUGACUUUGGAGAGGAGCCGGAGCACAUCGCCAGGGAAGUAGUCGAGACCGAGGAGUAUCAAGUGGUCGAGACUAUUGAGGAUCCAUCCGAGGAGGGCUUUGAUUAUCCGCAUGACGAACCUGUCGAUCCCGAGCUAGAGACAGUAGAGGAAGAGCCGGAAGACAACGACUCGCUCAACGGCAGUGGAUCAUCAAGUGCUGGCCAGCCCGUCUCACUCGCCUCACUCGCCCGCUACAAGCACACCUCAUCCGACAACGUCUCCGAGUCGAGCCUGCAAGAGUUUGAGCGCAUCGAGAAGAUGGUCAAGGGUGAGGGCAGCCUCACCGGAAGUGACAUCGAACUAGCCACCGGUGGAAAUGGAGCCCUGCUCAAGUCGGGCCAGGGCUCGCUCAGCUCGCUGGCCGAGUUCGAGCGGAUCGAGGCCGAGAUCGCGAAGGAGGCACCCGAGCAGGACGAGGCGAUGAUGCUCUCAGAUAUUAGGGAAGAGAGCGAGGCCGAGGAUAUGAGCGUUCGGGAUACGGAUGAUGAGGAUCAUGACCAGCAUACGGAUCUGAGGGUGGUGCCGAUUCGUGAGGAGCCAGAAGAUCGGGCGGAUACGCCGACGGGUGUUUCGCCGGCGGACAGUAUCGAGCAUGUGCAUUUGGAGGCUGAGGGACCAACGGUCGACGCCCGUAUCAUGGAGGCGAGCACCGACUCGUUGGAACCGUCGGGCCGCCCGGUGCAGAUCGUCGAGCCGCGCAUGCUGGAGAGCAUGGAGGAGACUUCUUUGGAUGAGUAUGAGGUGAUCGAGAGGAUGGAGGUCUCGACGCACGACUCGCUGGAGAAUCUUCCUCACGACCGAGACAGUCUUCUGGAGGGGGCCAGUCAGGAGGUGGUCACCAGCCAGGAGGCGCCUGGACUCAGCGGGGAUACGGUUGGGACGUAUCAGGAGCACACCGACGAGGACAAGGACUCCCUUGCUGGAGAUAUGGACAACGUUGUCUCGUCGUACUCCAAAACACUGACGAUCUUUGAAACAACACAGACAAAACCCGACGGGACGGUGGAGCGGAUCUCGCGCCGAGUGGAGACGCGCGUCGAGGACCCGGUCACCGACCAUGUCACAUUCACCGGGACGGAAGGACCGGAACAAGUGUCGAGGGUGUUGGAGGGAGGAAGCGGCAGGGUGGAGACGGUGGACAGCCAGGGGAAUGUCACCACAACCACCGUGUCACGCAGCCCACCACAGCCCAGGCAC